GGUGCAACAGUGUAACUUGGAAGCGCAACAAUGGCAAGAGCUGCUCUCCUUCACGUGCUGCGGUCACAGGGCCGCCAUCACUUGUCCGCAAACACUCCUUCAGUAUAUCAUUAUUUUAGGUCCUCGACCUAUGGAAAGCACAUUAGCGCUACUCCAACACUCAAAACUUCCUAUCAACUUGCUGUUUCCCAAAUAAGAUGGGCAUCACAGGCCACAACUACAGAGGAAGACAACAAGAUUAGCAUUGGACCUCGUAGUGGAGGACAAUCAGGGGAAGGUGACAAGGAAACUGGAGUUGUUUAUUAUGGGCCGAUCUCAAGCACCAUAAAGAAAGUAAAACUUCUGUCUCUCUCAACUUGCUGCCUCUCGGUAUCUCUUGGUCCGGUGAUAACCUUCAUGACAUCCCCCGAUAUGAAUGUCAUCCUAAAGGGUGCAGUAGCAUCGUCUGUGAUAUUCUUUAGUGCUACUACAACUGCUGCCCUUCACUGGUUCGUUAGCCCGUACAUUCACAAACUCAGGUGGCAACCCGGUUCAGACAGCUUUGAGGUGGAGAUGAUGUCCUGGCUUGCAACUUACACUUCAAAAACCAUCAAGUUUGCUGAUAUUCGGAACCCGGAAACCAAUAGGCCUUUUGUGACAUUUAAGGCUAAUGGGAACUUUUACUUUGUGGAUACAGAGCACUGUCACAAUAAGGCACUUCUGGCUAGACUCACCCCACAAAAAGUGACUCAUGAGUCAGCUUUCAAAAAUUUGUGAUUCAAAAUAUGCUGGUGUGAGCUCUCUCAGUUAUUUUACUAUUACAUGUAUUGAAUCCCUGCCCUGCCUUAAUUUCAAUCUGUGGUUGGAAUUUUUUUGUACACUUGAGAUUUAAUAUCUUGUUCUAAUGCCAUAAACUGUUUAGGUCUGAUUAAUAAAUUCCUCAGUAUGGUAUUUUGCAACAUUAUAAUAUAGGAAGUAUUUUAUACAAAUUUGGGAUUUUUGAAGUCUUGUCAAAUUUAUUAACGAUGUUGCUGUAUUUGUUUACUGUUAUUUCGGUCCUUCUACCUAUGGUUUAUUUAAGAGGAACAUAUCU
This is a messenger RNA of Abrus precatorius (Indian licorice), 1072 nucleotides long. RefSeq lists its product as uncharacterized. The transcript is spliced from 2 exons. The record is from RefSeq and is a predicted model, not a curated record. Gene Ontology annotation, cellular component: mitochondrial membrane. Bases 31 to 756 code for a protein of 241 amino acids. Lineage: Eukaryota; Viridiplantae; Streptophyta; Magnoliopsida; Fabales; Fabaceae. Gene Ontology annotation, biological process: mitochondrial proton-transporting ATP synthase complex assembly.